Molecule: messenger RNA, 699 nt
Organism: Fusarium sp. VM40
Lineage: Eukaryota; Fungi; Ascomycota; Sordariomycetes; Hypocreales; Nectriaceae
Source: the annotation of a GenBank genome assembly
AUGGUCAACAAGAACUCCAUCACAGUUAAGAACCAAUCUGGUGCCCAGCAGCACUACGCAAUCUUCAACAAACCUCCCGUCGUCACUGGCAAAGUCUCGGGCCAGAUUUGGUCCAACGUCUUUGCAACGGGAAACACUCCCAAAGGCCAACAGGCAAACUUUUCGGUCUACAAGCAGUACUAUGCCGUUGUUGGAACUUCCCAGGGCAGCCCUCAACAGGGUGUCGAGGUCGACGUGAACGGCAGUAAAGAUGUCACGCUCGGCUCAACCAAGCCUGACGGAACAGCCGUCCCAGGUACCACACUGCAGCUUCUUGUCCAGGAUGAGGCACCGCAGUUCAGUGAUAACAGUCUACCUGACGGAUCCUACCCCAAUGCCUUUGAGAUCCAGACGGGCAGCGACUUUACCGUCGCUGAGGCCAAGAACGGAAACUACCUCAUCGGUCUUGGAGGUACCAAGAAUGGCAACAGCAUUGACGGACCCGCUGCUACUUUCAUCCCCGAGCCCAACGUAAAAUACCAGAUCCAACCCGUCAACACCUACUACCUGACUGUUGGCGACUAUACUAAGGGGUCGCUCAUUGACGUGACCAAAAUUGGAGGCACUGUUCUUACCAUCGACUUCACCGCAUACUCCUCUGGCCAGGUGACCGUUGUUCAUAACGACCGCGGUCAACUCGUUAUUCAGGCACAGGGCUAA